UACAAAAACUUGCAUCGCCGCUGUCGGUCCAGUGUCUUCUGCUCUCGACCAUCCUUCAGCCAUGCAGCGUCUCACGGCCUCCUGCCUCCUCCUGGUUCUGGCGGCGUCUGCCGCCUACUCGGCCGUCAUCCUGGACAAUGGCGCGCCCAUCAUGUGGUCCCAGACGGCGGCGCAGAUGAGCGACCUGCCGGUGCAGGAAGGCAUCGUGACCCCUGACCCGUGGAACUUCCUGCACCGCAUGAGCUUGUACAGGCUGAUGAUCGCCAGCACGGACUCCUUCAUGGGCUCCAUGGGCGCCGGUGCUACUGAGAGUCCCCUCUGGGGCCUGCCCCUGCAGUUUGGAUGGAUGCAGACCUCAGGCCGUCUGGCUGACCCAACCGGCGCCACAACCUGCGGGCUGGCAAGCGGAGAUACCGUGUGCAUCUCACCCCAGAGCUGGUGGGGCUGCGUCAACCACUUUGUGUCUGUCCUGCCCUUCCUGUCCGCCGCCCAGCAGGGAUUCUUCGGUCAAGGAGUCCAGGUCCAGAUGCAAGGAUCCGAUGCCACAGUGGGCUACUGCACCACCUACGCCGAGUGCGCGACAAGCUACCCCGAUGUGAUGACUCAGUGGGACGCUUUCUUCCAGGGCCUGAAGGCCUCCACGGCCUCCCCCCUGCCCGAGAACGAGAAGAAAGACUCCAUCCUUGGUCUCUACUGGGCCGCACACAUGGCUUCGCUGAAUGCCGCCUCAGCCUGCAGUGCCAAGCAGACCUUUUAUUCCGCCCCUGAGGUGAACUUCGCCUCCAGCUGGCUCAGCUCGGCCGACUACGUGUCGGCGGCCAAUUUCCAGUCCUCCCUGGAGAAGUCUGUCACGUUCCUCACACCGUUGCCGGGACGCAUCCUGCAGGAGACCGACCAAGCACCCAACAUAGCUGACAUGACUCAGGAGGAGAACCACACGCUGACCGUCUUCUCCUGGAUGAAGAACAUGAACACCAUGCUGGGCGGGUCUCUGGUGCGCAUGUGGCGCAGCGCCAUGUGCUCGGUGACCACCCGAGAGAAGGGCAAAGAGAUGCUGGAGCAACUCCUCCUCAAUCCCACCUUCGCCACCACCUCCUUCCUCUCCAUCCUCACCGGCAUGGCCACAAGCUGCUGAGGGGACCAUGAAAAACACCAACUGAGCAUGUGUUUCACAUCUGUCUUUUUUUUUUUAAAUUUUUUUUUUUUUUUGUACAGCUAACAAAAUACAGCAGUUGGAUGCCAAUAGCUCAUUCUUUUAUCAAACAAUAAAAAAAACUUUA
Molecule: messenger RNA, 1280 nt
Organism: Syngnathus acus (greater pipefish)
Lineage: Eukaryota; Metazoa; Chordata; Actinopteri; Syngnathiformes; Syngnathidae
Product: protein LEG1 homolog
Exons: 8
Coding region: 62-1135 (357 amino acids)
Source: RefSeq, a predicted model, not a curated record